Molecule: messenger RNA, 2892 nt
Organism: Penicillium daleae
Lineage: Eukaryota; Fungi; Ascomycota; Eurotiomycetes; Eurotiales; Aspergillaceae
Exons: 3
Coding region: 1-2892 (963 amino acids)
Biological process (GO): phosphatidylinositol dephosphorylation
Cellular component (GO): endoplasmic reticulum
Molecular function (GO): phosphatidylinositol-4-phosphate phosphatase activity
Source: RefSeq, a predicted model, not a curated record
AUGCCAGGCCUUUUGCGGAAACUGGUUAUCAUCGCCGCAGUCGAUGGGCUGAUUCUGCACGGGAAUGGCGCCAACGGACUGCGGUCUAAUCAUAACGGGAGCAACAAUGAAGCGUCUUCGAUUCGAAUCGACUACAAGACGAACAAGAUUACCGCAUUGCCCGCCUCAUCGGAGUCAUUGGAAGGGCAGGACGUGCUAGAGGCAUACGGACUCGUUGGCCUUUUAUCUGUCGCAUCCUACUCAUUCCUGAUCUCCAUCACUCAGCGCCAGCAGGUUGCGCAAAUACAAGGCCGCCCUGUUUACGCCGUGACCAAUGUCGCCAUUAUCCCCAUCUCCUCCAAAGCUGACGCCUCCCGCGCGAUUGCCCAGGCUAGGAAAGAGGUUUCACAGGGUGAUCCAGAUCUCGACUCGCCUUCCGAGGAGGAAGUGCCGGAUAAUGUGACAGACGGAGCAGAGACAGAAAUCAACAGCGCACCAUCUUCGCCUGUCCGUGAGACAUUCCAUGCCCGUGGGCUGAGCGUCGGUAGUAUCGCCGAGGAUGUAAUUGGGAAGCGCGUGCGUUUCGGCCGAUUCGCGGCGAAUUGGCUGUCGCGCAAGAACCUGGGCUUGCCCCGGCCUGGUGCGCAGCAGGAGGUUCCAGAGUCGCCAUUUGAUGAUUCGCCGCGGAUGUCGGUUGAUGCUCCUGAAGUUAAGGAUGAGGUCGCUGAGGCUGCUGAGGCGGCGGUCCCGCGAGAGGUUGAAGUUAAGGCUGAGGCUGCUGCACAGGGCGACGUUAGUCGUCCAAGCUCUGAUCAGGCGGCGGAGUUACUGCCGAAGCUCCUUCGAUAUACGAAGAUUCUUUUUGCGUCGCAUAAUUUCUUCUUUGCAUAUGAUUAUGAUUUGACGAGGUCAUUUGAGGCGCAGGAAGUGCGCAAUGGACAUCAACCCCUCCACAAGGCAGCAGAUCCACUGUAUUUUUGGAACAAAUAUCUCAUGAAUACAUUCAUUGAUAAUGGUGCACAUGGCUUUGUCCUGCCCCUCCUACAGGGCUUCGUUGGGCAGCGUGAGUUUACAGUGGCUGCUCCUGAGCAGACGCCAUCGUCAACAGAGUCUGCCGAGGACCAGCACGUUGAAGGCCGAAUUCUCAGUGAGAGCCAAGAAACUGAGACCCAGGAAAAAACAGAAGCGCCUAAGCAUAAUUUCCUUCUGACACUUAUUUCGCGGCGGUCUGUUAAUCGACCUGGUCUUCGAUACCUGCGCCGUGGAGUAGAUGAUGAAGGCAACACAGCGAAUACCGUCGAGACGGAACAGAUUCUCUCGGUGCCAGACUGGGACUCAUCCCACAAUGUCUAUUCCUACUUGCAAGUGCGAGGGUCAAUCCCCUUGUACUUCUCCCAGUCGCCGUAUUCCUUCAAGCCCAUGCCGAUAAUGCAUCACUCUGCUGAAACCAACCAACUUGCCUUUGGUAGACACUUCCGAGAAAUGAGCCGCCGAUAUGGCAAGGUCCAGGCCGUCUCUCUGAUUGACAAGCAUGCUGGGGAGUUGAAGCUGGGAGAACAAUACGAACGAUAUACUAAUGUAUUCAAUGAGGCGGGCGGCAUCGAUGGGACGCCACUGCAGUUUGAGUGGUUCGAUUUCCACAGCGAGUGUCGCGGGAUGAAGUUUGAAAACGUCUCGCGCUUGGUUGAUCGUGUCAAAGACACACUGGAGGAGUUCGAAUAUACGGUCGUUAAGGACGGUUCUACUUCACGCAAGCAGACUGGCAUUGUGCGAACAAACUGCAUGGACUGUCUUGACCGGACGGGCGUUGCGCAGUGCGCUUUUGGGCAGGCGGCACUCGAGAAGCAGCUUCAUCAUGAAGGCAUUCACAUUGACCUGGGCGGAGACUCAUCUACACAGUGGUUUAAUACUCUCUGGGCCGACAACGGCGACGCCAUCUCCAAGCAGUAUUCGUCCACUGCAGCUCUGAAGGGUGACUAUACUCGCACGCGGAAACGUGACUAUCGCGGUGCUCUCAAUGACUUCGGUCUCACGCUAUCACGCUACUAUAACAACAUCGUCAACGACUAUUUCUCACAAGCCUGUAUCGACUACCUCCUCGGUAAUGUGUCAACUCACGUCUUCGACGAGUUUUCCAUGGAGCUCCAAACCACCGACCCGGGCAUCUCCGUCGAAAAGAUUCGACAAAGUGCCAUCGACACCAGCUGCAAGAUCGUCAUUAGCAGUCCCUCAGAAGAAUUCCUCGGCGGUUGGACAAUGCUCACUCCCCGCCAACCGAAUACACUACGCACCUUGCCCUUCGAAGAGUCUGUCCUUCUGCUCACUGACGCAGCAGUUUAUAGCUGCCGCUUCGACUGGGAGACAGGCAAGGUACUCUCGUUUGAGCGCAUCGACCUCCGCUCCAUUUCCCGCAUUCACUACGGGACAUACAUCACCUCCAUCCUGACAGACAGCCAGUCAGAUGAGCGCAGCAACGUCGGUCUGGUAAUCAUCUACCGCGACGGCGACGCCAACGCCCUACGCGUCAAUACUCGCUCUUUACAGUCCAACGUCCGUCCCGCAACAUUGGAAGCCUCAUCCAGCUCCAACGGCGAGUGGGAUCUCGUCUCCUGGCUGCGCGGCAGUAAGCGCGCCACUACCCGCUUCGUCGCGUUCAAGUCCCUACCCGCAAAGAACGCCGUGGCUAGCCCGCGACUCGGCCCUGUGAGUGGUGCAGUCAACGUACGGGAACUUGACCGGGUGCGGUCUAUAUGUCUGGAUAUUGAACGCGCACUGUUGGCCGGGGAUGGGCAGAAUGUAGAGAGCGCGUCGGUGGUGGAGCAGUGCGAUAUCAUCUCUUUGGCGGAGGCGAAGAAGAGGACGGGGAUUUUGGAGUAUUUGGUUUAUGAUAUUAAGAAGAUGGUUUGGGCUUGA